GUCGUCCCCUUCUCCUCCUGCCUUCCAUCUUUCCCAGCAUCAGGGGAUUUUCUACACACUUUUCCAGGUGUGUAUGGAACCUAACAAAGAUGAGCGGCACAGAGGAGGAGCUGAAAGGCUGUAUUCGGACGUGGGAUUAGAAGGGGAGUGUGGCUAGCUGCAGCUGUCAUCAUCACUAGCAUAAUUUUAUUAUCACCAUCCCUUAAAUUCACAUCACAGAAGAGUUUACAAAGAGCGUUCUAUUCUUGACUUUCACGUGGCAGGGUGGGGAUUGCCCUCCUUUGACUGAACUGCCCAAGAACAGGCGGGAUGGAGGGCAGGGUCCAGGCCCUAAGCCUCUUCUCCAGCCCCUCCUCAGGAGCCCAAAGGGCUCCGGUCCUUUAAUUGGAGAAGUGGAAUAGCGAAAAGAGCAAGCAACGCAGGGAUACUUGCCCCACGGAGGACAAACACAGCGAGAGAUCUGGAACUGGACAGAGGCUAAAGCCCUUGCAGGCGGUAGAGGUGAAGGGGUUGGAGAGGUGUGCGGUCGCUGAAAACUCCUUCUGGGGUACGUGCCCGAGCCACCUGGUAGGUGCACCAGCGCUCACCGAGUGGGCACUCCCAGCGCUUGCCGCGGAGGUGGAGGGAGACUUCGUGGAGACGCGAGGCUGGGAAAGUCAAACCUUCCGGGGCGCCCCACGAAGGGUGGGGGCGAGGGGGUGCCGCCCCUCGGGUGCCCUCUGUCACCGCACGCCGCCCCGACUGGGGCGAAGAGCGGGCCCGCCCAGGUGCGCCGGGGGUUGGGCCGGAGUCCGGAAGGUGCGCCGCCCCGCCCCGGGCCGGUCUCCCCGGCCUCCCCCCGCGGGAAAGUGAAAGUGUCGCGCCGGCGGAGGUCGCGCGUUGGGGGGCGGGGCCGCCACGGACCUGGGAGCGGGCGCCCGGCACCCGAGGGGCCAUGGAUGGGCUCGGCCGCCGCCUCCGAGCCAGCCUGAGGCUGAAGCGCGGCCGCUGGGGACCUUCCCAGGAGAAUCUGGGAGAAGUAGUGAAGGAACCCGAAAGAGCCCUGGAGCACUGUCUACCCAACUUUGCUGGAGGGCAGCACUUCUUUGAAUACCUCCUCGUUGUUUCUCUCAAAAAAAAGCACUCAGGGGAAGAUUAUGAGCCCAGGAUCAUCUACCAGUUUCCCAAGCGAGAGAACUUGCUUCGGGGUCAACAAGAGGAGGAGGAGCGGUUGCUUGGAGCCAUCCCCUUGUUUUGCUUCCCAGAUGGGAAUGAGCGGGCCCCACUCACUGAGUGUCCCAGGGAGACCUUCUCGUUUGUUCUGACCAAUGUGGACGGGAGCAGGAAGAUUGGAUACUGCAGGCGCCUCUUGCCCGCCGGCCGUGGUCCUCGCCUCCCCAGGGUGUACUGCAUCGUCAGCUGCAUCGGCUGCUUCGGCUUGUUCUCCAAGAUCCUGGAUGAAGUGGAAAAGAGGCAUCAAAUCUCCACGGCCAUCAUCUACCCAUUCAUGCAGGGCCUCCGAGAGGCAGCUUUCCCCGCUCCUGGGAAGACUGUCACCCUCAAGAGCUUCAUCCCUGACUCAGGCACUGAGUUCAUUUCCCUGACGCGGCCCCUGGAUUCCCACCUAGAGCACGUGGAUUUUAGUUCUCUCAUGUGUUGCCUCAGUUUUGAGCAGAUUCUUCAGAUCUUUGCCUCUGCAGUGCUGGAAAGAAGAAUCAUCUUCUUGGCAGAAGGUCUCAGCACCCUGUCUCAGUGCAUCCAUGCUACUGCUGCGCUGCUCUACCCCUUCAGCUGGGCCCACACCUACAUCCCCGUGGUCCCCGAGAGCCUGCUGGGAACUGUCUGCUGCCCCACUCCCUUCAUGGUUGGAGUCCAAAUGCGCUUCCGGCAGGAGGUUUUGGACAGCCCCAUGGAAGAGGUCCUGUUGGUGGAUCUUUGUGAAGGAACCUUCUUAAUGUCAGUUGGUGAUGAAAAAGACAUCCUACCACCCAAGCUUCAGGAUGACAUCUUAGAAUCUCUUAGUCAGGGCAUCAAGGAGUCACAGACAGCUUCUGAAAAAAUCAAUGAGCAUGUUUCAAGGCCUUUUGUACAGUUCUUUGUCAAGACUGUGGGCCACUAUGCUUCCUACAUCAAGCGGGAGGCGAAUGGGCAAGGCCGCUUCCAAGAACGGGCCUUCUAUAAGGCUCUGACCUCCAAGGCCAACCGCCGGUUUGUGAAGAAAUUUGUGAAGACACAGCUCUUCUCCCUUUUCAUCCAGGAAGCCGAAAAGAGCAAGAACCCUCCUGCAGAUUAUUUCCAAAAGAAAAUACUUGAAUAUGAGGAACAGAAGAAACAGAAGAAACCAAAGGAAAAGACUGUGAAAUAAGAGUUGUGGUGAACAGGAUUGCCUAGACCUAUAGGCCAGUAGUGGACUUUGACCCCUGCCAGCAUGGUAUGAUGUGAAGCUCUCAGUCAAUAGAAUCCACAGCCUUCUUCCGAGUCCUGGUAACCAGGUCUUGCUUCAAGUUGGUGUCUUGAGUUUGGGAUUCCUGAAAUCAGCUUUCUCAAGACUUUGGAAGGCUCAGACCUCUGUGCUCACAGAGCUGGGCACAUAGCUGCCUUUUCUGCAGAGGUGACACAGGGCAAGAAACAGUAGUAGAGGUGGUGUAGAGCCCCAGAAGUUUCUGGAACUGCCCUCUCCCAGGAAGCACUAUUACAAAAUCCUCUACAGAGAAAACAAGUUGUCGCCCAAAUACUCAGUCUCUUCACAUAUAAACAGAGGUCUGUGGACAUGUGAGGGUAAGAAUAAAGACGAAAAUCUUCUUGCUGUUUA
Capra hircus (goat) is the source of this 2791-nucleotide messenger RNA. RefSeq names its product DENN domain containing 2D (gene DENND2D). The record is from RefSeq and is a predicted model, not a curated record. Gene Ontology annotation, cellular component: nucleoplasm; cytosol. Lineage: Eukaryota; Metazoa; Chordata; Mammalia; Artiodactyla; Bovidae. The transcript has 12 exons. The coding region runs from base 935 to 2344 and encodes 469 amino acids.